AUGAAGCUCUUUCUGGUUCUCAUUAUUCUGCUGCUUGAGGAACCCACAGAUACGGCACGACCAAAAAAAUGCUUCAGUAAUGUAAAAGGCUACUGCAGGAAGAAAUGUGAAAUGGGGGAAGCAUAUGAAAUAGCAUGUCUAAAGGGGAAGUUAUGCUGUGUUAAGGAAGAGAACAGUAAAUACCUGGGUGCUCAAGAGCUACCUCCAUCUCCAAUACAGUCUGAUGGAAUGGACUAUAUUAUUUUAUCCACCACCACACUUCUCACAGCCCAACCAUAA
Manis pentadactyla (Chinese pangolin) is the source of this 279-nucleotide messenger RNA. RefSeq names its product defensin beta 128 (gene DEFB128). Gene Ontology annotation, biological process: innate immune response. Lineage: Eukaryota; Metazoa; Chordata; Mammalia; Pholidota; Manidae. Gene Ontology annotation, cellular component: extracellular region. The record is from RefSeq and is a predicted model, not a curated record.